AUGGGAUUUGCACCAAAAAAAAUCGAUGAGCCUAAGAGAGGUGAUCGUCACACCCUAACCAAAGAGCAGUUGAAGAAGAUUUUCGUAAGACACGACAUCAAUCACGACAAUCAUCUCAGCAGGAAAGAGCUGAAGCAAGCCUUUGACGAACUUGGGGCAUUUUUCCCUAAUUUCAGAGCUGCUCGUGGCCUCAGCCAUGCCGAUGCCAACAAUGAUGGACAAAUCGACAUGGAUGAGCUGGAUGAUCUUGUCAACUACGCUUAUAAACUUGGGUAUACUGUUUCUUAA
Messenger RNA from Dovyalis caffra, 288 nucleotides. NCBI's taxonomy places the organism in Eukaryota, Viridiplantae, Streptophyta, Magnoliopsida, Malpighiales, Salicaceae. The record is from the annotation of a GenBank genome assembly.